Anopheles coluzzii is the source of this 1710-nucleotide messenger RNA. RefSeq lists its product as uncharacterized. The transcript is spliced from 4 exons. Bases 175 to 1587 code for a protein of 470 amino acids. The record is from RefSeq and is a predicted model, not a curated record. Lineage: Eukaryota; Metazoa; Arthropoda; Insecta; Diptera; Culicidae.
GUGCUCGGUCGCAAACAAAACAUUCCUCCAGGGCGGCCGCGGCUGAUGCUGACGUAUUGUGUAUAUAUUUUGCAAACGUUUUUUAUCGCUCUAAUUUGUUAUUUUAUGUGCCUGUUUCGUUAAGGUGCCAUUUCUAUUUGUGCCAAUCUGCAUUAAAACAAACUCAAAGAAACAAUGGAUGAAAUAAUAACAAUCAUACGAGCACUGGCCAUAUCAAACGCUGGCAAUGGCAUCACUGUGGCACAACUAAAUAAGGAUUUUAAAAAUCUCGAAGGAUAUUCCAUCCCAUACACGAAGUUUGGAUUCCAUUCGUUAGAUGCGAUGCUGCGUACAAUGACCGAUGCCGUACAGGUCAAUGGCUUUGGAUUGACCGCGAUAGUACAACCGCUCACCAAUGAGAAAUCCCAACAUGUACGAGAAAUGGUGAAAAGAAGCAAAAACACUAGUAAAAAACCAAUCUACAGCUACCAACCGCCAUCGUACACGGCUGCCCCAGUGAAAGGGAAUAACAGUUACCACGACAAGACCCAUGGAACCCAAUUUACACAAUUCACGUCGAACAAUGGCUUACAGCGGCCUCCGCCGAGUAUUGACAUGCAAAAGUUCCAAGAAGACAUACGGGAAGAGAUGCGAAGGGCAGAGAGGCAGAGUAACGCUCUGAAAGCGAUCGCAAACGCGGAUGGAACACAGAGGCAAACGCAAUUGAACGGCCAAGUAGAACAACGAAAACCCGUACCUAUUGGUGGUCACAAGCUGACCCCAUCUCAUAACAAGAAUGUCCAAAGCAAUGCGACAAACAGGGACACCAUCGCUGUACCCUCCCCAAAUGUGGCAAGUAUGAUGACAAAUGGUGUGAAAGUUCCCGUGAGCGGUAGCACUGCACCGAAACAGAAGGACGAAAGCGUCAUUCAGAUGCCCGUUGAUGCUAUGACUGCAAGGGAAGCGGUUGCGGAAACGAUUCUGCCAGCUCAUUUGAAACCGAAAACCGUCCAUAAGACGGUUGUGACGGCAGCCCUCAAUCCCAAGCAUUUGCACGUACACUUGGCGGAACAAACGGAAAAGUUACAGAGCUUAGCGCCUUACAUUGACUCCAUCUACCGCACGAAGGCGUCCAGCGACGAAUGGCUCGUGCCGGAAGCGAUGGCAAAGGCUGGUCUGUACUGUGCAGCCAAAUACUACAACCAGUGGUAUCGAGCAAAGAUUAUGGGUGGAAUCAAUCACCAGCGCGUGCUGUUGCUGUACAUCGACUACGGAUACCUGCGGUACGUGCGAUUGUGCGAUGUGAGAUUCCUGGCACGAGAACUGGCAUCGAUACCGCCACAAGCGCUCCAGGUUUCGUUGGAAUAUGUGAAACCAGCACACGGCACGUGGAGUGACGCGUGCUGUGACCAGCUUGCUACAUUGGUUCAUCGUAAAGUGCUGGAUAUGGUCAUUGUCAACAGGAAGCAGGAGGAUUGCACGGUGGAUGUGAUACUUACGUGUUCGCUUGACAGUCCAAUCGAUUCGCUGAUACGCAAUCCGGACGAGAGUACGCUGAACAGACAGCUUGCGCUGCGUAGUGAUACCGCAUGGUCGUUGGCAGAGUAAUGCAACCGAAACGAUGUUAUCAUAAAUGGACUUAUUUUUUUAGAAUAUGAACAAGGCGACAAGGUGAUACGGGCCAGGCCCGUUCGUUAAGAAAUUGAAUAAAAUGACAAGCAGUGAAGCGUA